Fusarium oxysporum Fo47 is the source of this 1596-nucleotide messenger RNA. Its product is annotated as fungal specific transcription factor domain-containing protein. Gene Ontology annotation, molecular function: DNA binding; zinc ion binding. Gene Ontology annotation, biological process: DNA-templated transcription. The record is from RefSeq and is a predicted model, not a curated record. The transcript has 6 exons. The coding region runs from base 1 to 1596 and encodes 531 amino acids. NCBI's taxonomy places the organism in Eukaryota, Fungi, Ascomycota, Sordariomycetes, Hypocreales, Nectriaceae.
AUGGAACAAGUAGACGAACUGGGAAUGCCUAAGUCCAAUAGGCUUGUGUUCCGUGUAGAAGUAGCAAGGACGAGAUGUCACUAUGGCGAGCGGAAAGGAAGAGGGCGUGGCAAAAGCAAGCAGUACAUUCAAACACUCGAGCAACGACUAAAGAAUAUCGAAGUUGCACUACAAGUCCCCCCUACAGUCAAUGAAGGUUUGAGUCAGAUUUCUGCAGACCCUGGACAUUCUCAUGAGACAUCCAAUAGCCAUAGGACAACAAUGGCCGAUCGAACUCAAUCUAUGCCGUCGAGAUGGUCGGAAGAGAUCACCAGAAACAUAUUUCAGGCUCAGAAGAACAAGAGCAACCUCGAACGAACAGUUUUCGCCCCACUUCCCCCGAAAGAGCACAUUUUACACUUUAUAUCCAGCGCCCUAGAAGACAUGUAUGAAGUACAGUCGCUCUUCAGCACUGACGAUGUUCUGAAGCUUGUCAAUGACCAGUAUUCGGCUGGGUCAUCAAACUGUCACGCCAAUCCUACUCGUUGGGCAACGCUGAACGCUCUUAUUGCCACGGGCAUUCACUGGAAGGCCGACAACAAGGCGAUAGAAGAAUUAUUCCCCGUUUCGUGGGCAUACUUCAAAAAUGCCUUUGCUAUUUUUCCAGAGAUCGUCAUGAACAGUUACGGCAUCGACUCCUGUCAAGCGAUGAUUGCUAUGGCAUUCUUAAUGAGGGGAACCGCCGACGCCCGCGCAUUCACUGUACUGCUAUCCGCGGCUGCGCAUGCUAUCCACUGUAUUGGCUUGAACUUGGAAGGUCUUUAUGGAUCGAGUGACUUGAUCGAUAUAGAAAGGCGUAGGCGGUCUUUCUGGACCAUAUACGUGCUCCGAUGCAAUGCGUCGCUCAACUUUGACCUUCCCGCCCCAUCUGAUGAUGUUAGUGUCGAGCUUCCAUCACAGGCCCUCGCAAUAGAUCCUAGUUCCAGCACACAUCUACUGGGGCAUAUGUCAACGUUGGCACUGAUUCAGUCGAGAAUAAGUCGAUGCUGUUGCCCUGGCUCAUCGCUCUCGAAGAGCAUUGAUAAAAUGUCUCAGGCUCUUGCUGAAUUAGACAAGGACCUCGAAUCAUGGAGGACAGGACUGCCUUCAGAAGUUCAGCCUACAGCAUUGGCCCAAGUGGAUAAUCUUGGCAUCAUACAGCUCCAUUUUGCCUACUAUGCUUCUACUUGGAAAAUUUAUACAGCUAUCGGGAAGAUCUAUAAUGUCCCUCUAACGUUGAUCGAACGAGAACAGCCAAAACUGCAUCUGAAUUCAGAGGUGUCUAUGAACCUCACAUGGAUUGGAAAGUUUGUUGGGUUUCUGAAAGGCUUCCAAGACCAAGAAGGAUGUGAUCUGAAAGGUCUCAUCGGCUUUUGCUCUAAGCUAUACGAUAUUGCACACUUCGCCCAGCACAAUCCAGCAGAACAGAGGGAUGGUAAUGAGAAUGAAAUAGCAGGGCUGUGGCGACAGUAUACACUACUAUUAAGCAUUACACAAGCAGCACAUCAACACCAGCCAUACUAUAGGCAUCAGUCCAGCUUAGCCAUAUACCUUGGUCCUCGGCCCCAUCAAGUAUGA